Telopea speciosissima is the source of this 3126-nucleotide messenger RNA. RefSeq lists its product as uncharacterized. Bases 157 to 2616 code for a protein of 819 amino acids. The transcript has 4 exons. The record is from RefSeq and is a predicted model, not a curated record. Lineage: Eukaryota; Viridiplantae; Streptophyta; Magnoliopsida; Proteales; Proteaceae.
CUGCUUUCCUUUAUCAGUGGUUGAGCGAGUUUUGAUUUCAUUUCGUCUGUCACUGGAGAAAUUGAAAUCUCUAUUCUGAGCUCAGCGUAGCAAUCGGCUCUCAACUGUUUCCGCAAGCAUCGCCUCAUCUCUUGGCGCUUGUCUGCAAGGAGAUCCAUGGAGUUUGAUGCGGAGCAGCACACUGCUUCAGGAAGUGUUCCUGAUUUUGGUGCAAUCUUCAUGUCUAACUGUUCUACGAAGAAAGAAUGUUUCAGAAAGAAAGUAUUUGGGCUUCCAUCUCAUCAAUCUAGCUUUGUGAAGAAAGUGAGAGAUGGAAUGUUCUUGUUUCUUUUUGAGUAUGAGAAAAGAGAAUUGUAUGGAGUAUUUCAGGCAUCUUGUAAUGGUGCGAUGAAUAUUAUCCCGGACGCAUUCAAGUCAUUAGGCAAACAAUUCCCUGCACAGAUUUGUUUCAGAACUAUCUGGCUCUGCAAUCCACUUUCAGAAUAUGAUUUCCGUGAUGCUAUUAAGGACAAUUACUACAGUGCAUACAAAUUCAACUUUGGUCUAUCUGAAGAUCAGGUCGACAGGCUUCUAUGGUUGUUUGAAUCAAGAAUUGUGAAAGACUUGCGAACUCCAAUUCUAGUUACAAGAACUAAAAUCAGUAAACAUUUUAAGAUAUCCAAUUGGGAUUCCAGCUUUUUGAAAACCUAUAGAGAAGAAAAUAAUCUUAACAUGGGCAGUGGCAUUGAGCCAUAUGAUGUGACUAGGAACCAUGGUUUUCCUAUGCCUAGAGAAGAAAAUAAUCAUAUGCUAGACAGAAGCAUUGAGCCAUUUAAUGCGAGUGGGAACCAUGGUUUGCCUAGGUCUAACCUAGAUUCAUCAGGUUAUUCUGACAAAUUCACAUUAGACAAAAAUGACUCUUUACUUGAAGGUUAUCGUAGGUUGUCAACUGGUAAUCACUUGGAGGAACCAUUAGUGUCAAAUUUGCUUGCUUCAAAAUCUCAUGGAGAUGCAAUUAUGCCAAGCAGCCAACCUGCCGGUACUCCUGGUGUUGAUUUUCGUCAUCCUGAAUCUCCUGGUGUUCAGUACAGGCAAUCAUUGUCUUUUGGGCAUGGUUGUUGUUCUACAAAAUUAGCAGACAGAAUCCAUCCAUCAUCUGAAGGUCAAUUAGUUUACUCCCCUGCUGAGCCCAGGAACUUCAGUAGAUGCCAUAAUCUAGAUGGCUUUACCAAGCUUGAGGAUUUCAUUCCAUUGUCACUUUCCCCAGACCAUUAUGAGCCUUCCAAUUCUGGCACUCCUUCCUCUGGGGCUGGAUAUUUGCAGAACAAGACAAUUGGAGUGACAAAUCUUGAACGUUAUGAAGGCUUAUCCUACCCGGAUAACCCUAUGCCGUUCAUAAGGAAUGGAGAUCAUGGAAGGGCAACAACAAAGUCUUCACGCUUCGCUUUCGUUCCAAAUAAGAGUUCCCCGUAUGUGUCCGACUGUGGUCUUCCUGCUGCAUCACAACCAGAUUAUGUUUAUGAAGGAUCCCGGUAUCAGCAUUAUGAAGCUUCUACUACUUCUGCACCUUUUUUAAGUCAACUCCAUCUACCAAAGGAUGGAUAUCAUUUAGAAUCUCAAAAAUAUGGCUAUUAUGAAAAAAGUGACCCAAGUUAUGGCAAUAAGGGUAGAAUCUCCAUGGGUCUGCAUUCUGAUAAUCAGGAGAAGAGAUGCAGUGUGUUUUCACGGUUGUGUGCAGCCCAACCAGGUACUGGACAAUUAAGAGGCAAUUAUGGGUACAUUGUGGAUAUGACAGCAGAGGACCUUAAAGUAUUACACCAUGGUUAUAAAAGCCCAAGGAAAACCAUAUGGAAAACUAAACCAUUUAUUGCAAGACAAGAUAAUGAUGAAAACUUUGAGAAUACAUCACAGAAUGAGAUGAUUGUUGAUGCUGCCUUGCCCAAUGAAGAGGAUGGGUGGAGCAGUGAGGAAGUGGCUGAAGAGAUUCCCGUCAUUAACUUUAAGCGCCGGAGCAAAGUGCGAAAAAUACCGAUUGAAACCAAAGCAAGCGACUUUAUUGAGGGUGAAAAACACAAAAGGAGAAAACUGGUGAGGCCAACCUUCAGCCCCAUUUUGCAACUUUCACCACAAGAAACAUGUAAUAGUAAUGGAAACAAAGGUAGUGAAGGUGAAGAAAAAACAAAAAGUUCUGAUAUAUCAGUUAGAGGUGGUGGAGGUAAAGUCAAUGGAAAGGAUUCGUCUGAGAAUGAUGGCAUCCAAAAUCCAGUUUGUCCAGUUAGUUUUAAGGGCAACAAUGGUUAUGAACACUGCUCAAGGAGCGAGGAUUCCAAGGUGGAAAUGUUAUGCAGAGAGCUUUUUGGUAAUAGUUGCAGUUGCCCCAAAUGCGAGGGGUCAUCUCAAGGAAUAUGUGAAGACAAUGGAAAUGCUGGAAGAGGAGAGCUGUUGAUCAAGAGUGACAGUGACAAAAUAAUUGAUAAAGGUUUGUCUCUAACAGUUGGAAUGCAAAAUGCCAGCUGUCGAAUUAGUCGUGAGUUUGACAAUGUGACAGCAGAAAAAAGCAGUGGUUCCAAACUGAAACAAGUAUAUAAAAAAGAGCUUGUUGAUGUUUGUAAAGAUGGUGAUGGUGAGGCCGAAUAAAACAAACCAGAGUUUUUCCUCUAACUCCCCGUAUAGUCAGAUCGAUACAUCUACAGGGAAUGCACUAGAGUUUUUUGUGCAUUUUGUUAAUAUGCCGGUUUGGAAGGCUUGAGUUGACAUGCAACAGCGAUGAGCUAGCAAUACAGUAUGACAUCAAUAUAUCUUUUAAUAUGCUCCUGGUUUAUCACACUGCUUCAGACUCUUAGUUCUUGUGGUUACUUAAAGUGUGAGAAAACCGGAAGAGAAGUUGCGUACCUAUAUCAGAUGGUUUAGUACCUAGGGCUGUAACUUUUGAUGAGUACCUAGGUAUUUUGCAUGUGCUGCAAGUAAAAAUGGAAGAACUUAAGAACACAAGUACUCAAAGUAAGUUUACAGAAUCCUGCAUGUAUCAAGACAAUGCAUCAUUAGUGAUAAUAACAAGCUUGUUAAUUACACCUCUCUCCACAUGAUGAUCUGAGAUGAGUUUGUUUUAACUUCAUGUAUUGGAUCCACAGUUAAACAGUUUAUGCA